Messenger RNA from Aedes albopictus (Asian tiger mosquito), 557 nucleotides. RefSeq lists its product as uncharacterized. The transcript has 2 exons. The coding region runs from base 53 to 517 and encodes 154 amino acids. Lineage: Eukaryota; Metazoa; Arthropoda; Insecta; Diptera; Culicidae. The record is from RefSeq and is a predicted model, not a curated record.
ACUAAAAAUCUGCUGAAAUAGUUAUAAGUUAAUUGAAGUUUUCUGUUGAAUCAUGUCUAAAUCGUUAGUGAAAAAAGCCUUAGCAUUGGUGGAAGAAGGGCUUUCAGAUUCGAAGAAAAAAUCAGAAACAUCCACAGGCAAAAAGCGCAAAUCGGACGAUUCCGACAUCAUGCCGCGGCACCACAAAAUGGUUCGCUACGUGGGAAAGAAGGGACGCAAAGAGGCCACCGAUGUGUUACGCCGCCGGCCGGAAAGUCUCACCGUUAUGGAAGCACGCAAGCGGAUACAGAACCGCAAGGAUAACACCGAGGACAAUGUGCGCCGGUUGCUUCUGCUGAGUUCGGCCAAUAUCGGCGAGGAAACGGGCGCCAAGUUGGUAAAACGAGCCCAAACAGGGCGAUACGUUGUCACGGCGGACGAGUUUAUGGACAAAAAGGGUAACAAGGAGAGUGCGUUCGAUGAGGAGGAUUUCGAGAAGUUCGAACAAGAGUUGUUGACUAGUGUAUUGAAUCAAUGAAACUGAUUAAGGGUAAGUUUAAUAAUACAAGUUGCCUAUA